AUGUCCUCCCUAUUUGGAAGCGAAGAUCGAGGUGAAGAAUCAAGUCCUGAACCCCAAGGUCCACACAACGAUCAAACAAACGCCCCGAUCAACACCGAGGGCCCAAUUGUUGUCGAUGACUUCAGUGAUGAAGACAGUGAAUUUAGUGAUAAUUCUGAUAUGACCUCUCUUUCUUCGAGCGUUUUGGAAUACGAAUAUGAAAAUGGUCGGCGGUAUCAUAGCAACCGGACUGGACAAUACAUGAUGCCAAACGAUGAAGAGGAACAAGAUCGAAUGGAUUUGGCACAUCAUAUAUGGCUACUGAUGAUGAAGGGAGAAUUACACAAAGCUCCAGUCACAAAUCCCCAAAAGAUCCUCGACCUUGGAACAGGAACUGGCAUCUGGGCUCUUGAUAUUGCCGAGUACGAACAUCACACACACACACACACACACACACACACACACACACACACACACAUAUCACACCUCAUUCGAGGUCCGAAGCUUACAUCAAACAGGAAAUUCCCCACCGCCAAGGUAAUCGGAAACGACAUCAGCGCCAUCCAACCAACCUGGGUCACCCCGAACGUAGAAUUCAUCAUCGAAGACUUCGAGAACGAAUGGCUGUACGAGAAAGACAGCUUCGACUUUAUCCACGCACGCCUGUUAUCUGGAUGCGUCGCAAAUUGGUCAGAGUUCUUCGCACGAAUCUUCGACCACGUCAAACCAGGCGGCUACUUCGAGAUCCAAGAAAGUGCCAUCUGGGGCUGGAGCGAUGACGGAACCCUUAAACCCGACUCACCGCUACUCCAGUACCUACACGCCCUUAAUACGGCAGGGAAGGCAAUGGGACGCGAGCUGAACAUCUAUCAUAAACUGGAACAGUGGAUGAUUGAUGCGGGCUUCGAAGAUGUGCAUCAGUUUACGUAUCUUCUACCGUACUCGCCUUGGCCGCGUGAUCCGCAUCUCAAGGAGUGUGGGAAGUACCAGGCUGUUAUGGCUCAGCAGGCUGUGGAGUCCUAUGGCUUGAGGCUUUGUACGCAGGUUCUUGGUUGGGGGGCGGAGCCUUCGCGUAUCUUUCAGGCUAUGGUUAAGAAGAAUUUGAGGGAUAAGCAUAUGCAUGCUUAUGUUAAAGAGUAA
Penicillium crustosum is the source of this 1119-nucleotide messenger RNA. RefSeq names its product class I SAM-dependent methyltransferase. The record is from RefSeq and is a predicted model, not a curated record. NCBI's taxonomy places the organism in Eukaryota, Fungi, Ascomycota, Eurotiomycetes, Eurotiales, Aspergillaceae. The transcript has 7 exons. The coding region runs from base 1 to 1119 and encodes 372 amino acids. Gene Ontology annotation, molecular function: methyltransferase activity.